Molecule: messenger RNA, 4352 nt
Organism: Nyctereutes procyonoides (raccoon dog)
Lineage: Eukaryota; Metazoa; Chordata; Mammalia; Carnivora; Canidae
Gene: DZIP1
Product: DAZ interacting zinc finger protein 1
Exons: 23
Coding region: 810-3368 (852 amino acids)
Biological process (GO): cilium assembly
Cellular component (GO): ciliary basal body; cytoplasm
Source: RefSeq, a predicted model, not a curated record
GGGAGCCGAGGAGCCCCGGCCGGGAGGCUGCGAGGGCCCGAACGGCGCCAGGCCCGCCGCGCCACGACUUGCCCAAGCUAGACAGGCUGCAUUCUGCGCCCUGGAAGAAGGAGCCGGCCCGCCGCCGCCUCCCGCCGCCUCCCGCCCCGCCCCGCCCCGCCGCUCCGCGCCGCCGUGGGCCGCGCCUCGAGCCAGCAGCGCUUCUGGGGUCUGGUCCCCAGCGCCGCCCCCGCCCGCCCGCGGCGUCCGGCACCCGCCCUGGAGCGCGCAGCUGGGGUUCUCCACCCUCCCUCUGCCUGUCCUUUGCGAGGUGCUGAGGACACAUACCGGCGAGCAAGAGGAGCCCGGCCCUUGUUCCCGCGGACCCUGCAGCCCAGUGGAUGGAGCCCACCGUCCGCAGACCUGCCAGGAAAGAAAACAAAAUUCCUGAGGAUUGUUCCAAGCAGGGAAUCCCCGGUGGAUUGAGGAAUGUGUGGCUUUUCUUCAGCUCACUGAUCUCUGUGGUAGCUACGGGCACCCAAAACCCCCCCAAGAAUGAAAGGCCUGUGAUCCGCAAGUUGCUGCUAGAGGUAUUUUAGCCUCUCCAGAUAACAAUGCGGCUGCCACACAAGUUUGUAAGGGCCCUGGGCGCACGCUGACCGCUCUGGGGCAGGCGCGCCCUCGGCUCGGGGCCCCCGCCGCGGCGCUGCCAUAGCAACGGCCUGGCCGCCGGAGACCCGGCCAUCGCCCGCUCCCGAGGGGUGGGGCGGCGGCGGCCCGGCCCGCCCCCUCCUCGGAGGCCAGCGGAGGCGGCGGAUUUUCUCCCAAGCAUGCCCUUCCAGAAGCACGUCUACUACCCGCUGGCCGGCGGCCCCGGCGGCCCCGACGGCCCCGCAGCCGGCCCCGCAGCCGCGGCCAUGGCCUGUGCCCCCCAGCGCGCGGCGUCGGGCCCCCUGCCCUGCUUCCAGUUCCGGCCUCGGCUGGAGAGCGUGGACUGGCGGCGGCUGAGCGCCAUCGACGUGGACAAGGUGGCGGGGGCCGUGGACGUGCUGACGCUGCAGGAGAACAUCAUGAACAUCACCUUCUGCAAGCUGGAGGACGAGAAGUGCCCUCACUGCCAGUCGGGGGUGGACCCGGUGCUGCUGAAGCUCAUCCGCCUGGCGCAGCUCACCAUCGAGUACCUGCUGCACUCGCAGGAGUUCCUCACCUCGCAGCUGCACCACCUGGAGGAGCGCCUGCGCCUGAGCCUGGAGGAGGGUGAGCAGAGCAGGACGCUCCUCACCAAGCAGGCUGGGGAGAUUAAGCUACUCAAGGAAGAGUGUAAGCGCAGGAAGAAGAUGAUCUCCACCCAGCAGCUGAUGAUCGAGGCCAAAGCCAGCUACUACCAGUGCCAUUUUUGUGACAAGGCCUUUAUGAACCAAGCUUUUCUACAAAGUCACAUCCAGCGGCGCCACCCUGAAGAUUCUCACCUCGAGUAUAAGAAGAAGGCACAGACUGAUAAGCUCCAGAGUGAGAUUGACAUGCUGAAGGAACAGCUACAGCUCACCAAGUCUCAGCUGGAGGCUGCACAGCACGCCCAUGCUGUCAGGUUCUCUAAGGAAUAUGAAAUGCAGAAAACAAAAGAGGAAGAAUUUCUGAAGCUAUUUGAUAGAUGGAAAGAAGAAGAAAAGGAGAAACUAGUUAGUGAAAUGGAAAAAGUCAAGGAAAUGUUUAUGAAAGAGUUUAAAGAAUUGACUUCCAAGAAUUCGGCAUUAGAAUAUCAACUGUCAGAAAUCCAGAAGUCCAACAUGCAGAUCAAGUCCAACAUAGGCACGUUAAAGGAUGCACAUGAAUUUAAAGAAGAGCGUCCUCAGUAUCCCCAGGAUUUCCAAAAUGUGAUGCAACUCCUCGAUAGUCAGGAAAGCAAGUGGACCGCCCGAGUUCAAGUUCUUCAUCAAGAACAUAAGAAAGAGAAGGGUCGGCUUUUGUCACACAUAGAGAAACUUCGAAACUCCAUGAUAGAUGAUCUAAACGCAAGUAACAUCUUCUAUAAGAAAAGGAUAGAGGAGCUAGGCCAGAGACUCCAGGAGCAGAAUGAACUGAUUAUCACACAGAAACAACAGAUUAAAGAAUUUACCAGUAAACCAUUAAACAGUGUCAGUGAACCCAAAGGGAAUCCUUUAACCUGGCAAACUUCUGAAUCUAAGCCAACUGCCCCAGCUCUACCUAUGAGUGCCUCUGCUGCACAGACUCUAGAUGCAAAACCGAAUCUAACCAUGGCACAUGAGCAGUCAUUCUCAUCGCACAUACUGGAGCCCAUAGAAGAACUUUCAGAAGAAGAAAAAGGAAAGGAGACUGAACAGAAAUUAAAUAACAAGAUCCAGUUAAGGAAAGCUUUAAAGAGUAACCCCUCCCUCACCAAGGAGAUAAGGAGAGUCCUGGAGCAGAGUUUGCUAGAGAAACUGGAAACUUUGGGGAUUAAUGCGGAUAUACGUGGUAUUCCAAGUGAUCACUUCGGUAGGGUGCUAAGAAUGGUAGAAUCAGCAAGACAUGAACAAGAAAGACAGAUACCCAAUAUUCAGCAAAUUCGAGAAUUCCUUGAACAUGAGGUCAGCUGUAAAAUUGAAGAGAGAACCUUACUGUCCUUGGAUAAGUACAGUGCUUCUCAAAUGGAUACCCUUUCAACUGGAGAGAUACCAAAGGCGAAACAGCUUCCGCCCCGAAGCAGACCACUGAUUAGACAAAGACCUGUCUUUACUGAUAAGACAUCUGCUCCAAAAAUUAAGAAAAAUAUCGUUGAAGAUCAUUUUCCCAGAAAAUCUUCAACUGUUACGACUCCUCCAUUCAGUUCAGAGGAAGAAUUGGACGCAGAUGACUUCCUCCAGGCAUGCGCAUCCCCAGACCUACUUCCGGUGCAGUCCUCCAAAAGCAACAAGAGUGGCUUUGGAAAGAACAUUGUCAAAAGUGAUACUGACUGGACGGAGGGAAGUGAAAUUGAGGAUUCUGAUAUUUCUCCAAAGCCCACAGGAACCUCCAUUAAAACACUAAUUGAAAAAGUUGAAAAGACGGUCUCAAAUCACAGAAAUGUAAAUAAGCCAGUUGGAGGGAUUAAUGUUGCCGAGGCGUUCAUCAAAAAAGAAUUAAAAGAAGAACUAAAGUGCACAGAUGUGGAUGAUGAUGACUGGGACAUAUCAUCCUUGGAAGAAGAUAAAUCUCUGGGGAAAAAAACUGGGCAAGAACAGAAGGCACCUCUACCUGUGAAGAAUGAGUCAAAUUCUACUCAAGUGCCAAAUGCCUGGAGUGCAUCUAAUCUGAAGGGGCCAAAGGGAGAAGGUCUUCAAGAUGAAUCCAGCACACUGAAAAGCAGCCUAGUAACUGUGACGGAUUGGAGUGACUCUUCAGAUGUGUAACCAGAGCCUGGGAGUCAGAGAGUCCCAACACCAACAGGAUUCGUCAUCUGCCCACAAGAUCCGAGCACUCCUGCCUUACAGCAUUUCCCCCAAUAACAAGGAAGCUGAUUCAAAGAACCAGGGUCUCUUGAACAGCACCUAAUUCAGUCCUGAAAAACAAAAACUUUCAACAGUAUUUUGAAGCAUAGAGAGUCAUUUAAGACUUCUGCUGCUUAAAAGUAAUGUGUCAUUGAAGUCAUAAAAAGUGUUUUCUUCAUAACGGUACUCUAGUGUUUAAGUGUAUUUUUUCAAGUAGUUUUUAAGUGAAUUUUUUUAAAACUUACAGGUUUUGGUUUGAAUUAAAACUUUUUUUAUAUAUAUAUAUAUAUUUAUGUCCAUUAUCACACUGGAAGUGUUUUAUUACAAAAUUCUGUUAGUACACUUACAAGUGAAAUAGUGGAAUCAGUGAAAUUUUCACAGUAGCUUGGUUAUUUUUCAUAUAGAAGUAAAUUUAGAAUUAUAAAAAUAUAGCCCGUAUUAAAUUUAAAAAUAGGCCCACAUUAAAUACAUUUUCCAGAAAUACGUAUACCACAUACAGCUUUGAGCUGUUAAGCAUGUUGUUAUCAAUUAUUUUAGAACUUUACCAUUUCUGCAGUAUAAUCCUUACCUUGGAUAUUUUACGAAUAAAAUGUAGCUGUUUUCAAUGUCAAUUAAUUUAUCAGAACAUGAAUAGGAAAGAACAUUGCUGAAUUCCUAUGUGUAUGUAGGUUGGUUUUUUUUUUUUUUUGAAUGCCCAACCCAUUAUUAUAAAGUACCUCAAAACUAAUUAGUUCUGUUCUUAACAGUUGUCAGUGGUCAGAAAGUUCAUAUAAACUGGUUUUCCACUUUUCCACAUUUUUCUAUACUUCGUGGUACUAUCUGUAUUGUUCCCCCUCCAAAGCAACAUUUUAACUAAUGGUCUGUUGGGUUCUGGAUCUCUUUCAAGUAAAGCCCUCCAUUACAUCA